Ailuropoda melanoleuca (giant panda) is the source of this 4025-nucleotide messenger RNA. RefSeq names its product solute carrier family 45 member 4 (gene SLC45A4). The record is from RefSeq and is a predicted model, not a curated record. Lineage: Eukaryota; Metazoa; Chordata; Mammalia; Carnivora; Ursidae. Gene Ontology annotation, biological process: transmembrane transport. The transcript is spliced from 10 exons. Gene Ontology annotation, cellular component: membrane. Gene Ontology annotation, molecular function: sucrose:proton symporter activity. The coding region runs from base 1266 to 3584 and encodes 772 amino acids.
AACGCUGGUGAGAGGUUUUGGGAACAUCACAGGGAGUAACUUUAAACUUCACCUUAUCGUUGAGAAUCUGGAGUAACUGUGUCAGAAGUACUGUACCUGCCAGUCUGGAUGGGCUCACAAAAUGGAAAACGGGGGACCUGGAGACCCGAGUUUGUUUGAGGUGGUUGGGGCUGGGCGAGGGGCGAGUCCAGGUCGGGUGGACGGGCUUGGACGAGACCUGGGCCUGAGUUUCCCCACGGGAGCUGGGGGCAGAAAGUGGCCAGAGCCCUGGAGGGUUCCGUCAGCAGGAGGUGGGCUGGGCAGAGGGCGGGGAAGUCUGCCCUUGCGUCCGCUGGAACUCAGUUAUGUUUUACUUGAAGUUCCUUUUAGACUCAACACCCGCUUACAUUUCGCUGUCAUUUAACAGCGUGACUAAGGAGAUUUGCUGCCUGUUUUGAUGGUAACUGUUUUGACCCAGCAGAACUUUUGUGCUGUGCCCCACACUCUUCCUCUUCCUCCAGCCCCGGAGGCCCCGGGCUCAGAACACUUCCCCAUUCUCACACCAAGCCCUGGGCAGCCUGCUGCCUGUAGCUGGUUCCUCACUCGUACAGACGCCCAGGGAGCGUGUGCAGGGUUAGCGGAAGGCCUUAAGUUCCCCAUAUUCUCUCACCUUGCCAGAUCAUGACAGCAAAGCAGAAUUUAACCACAGCCCAGCCGAAUUUGCAGGCUGUGUAGACACAGCAGUGUUGUGGGUUUGAGGGGCUGCUCUCCGCACGUGACUUAACACUCAGGGUUUUUAUUUUAUUAUAUUUUAAAAGGAUUUUAUUUACUGAGAGAGAGCGCAAGCCAGAAGGAGCAGAGGGAGAGGGAGAAGCAGGCUCCCCGCUGAGCAGGGAGCCAGACAUGGGGCUCGAUCCCAGGACCCUGGGAUCUUGACCUGAGCCGAAGGCAGACGCUUCACCGACGGAGCCCCCCGGGCGCCCUGUGACACUCAGGAUUUGUAAAUGGGGCUCCUGUGCCUCUGCUGUAUCUCACUUGUUCACCUCCGCGGAGAGGCGAGUGGUGUCUGAGCAGAGGAGUGGACUUUGCUGUUGGUUGUCUCCUGAACCGUGUGGGGCGGGAUCCUGGCCCUGGCGCCUCUCACCUCCACUGCCGGAAAUAAAGAAAGUGCCAACGUCCACGUUGCUCGGGCACGGGACUUCUCAGGCGUCUGAUUUCACCAGGAAGAAGAGGUUGUGGAGCCCCAGGGAGGGGCCCAUGCGGUCCGUGAUGGAGCAUCUAAGAACAUGCUCAGGGGCGCAGCUGGUCGCGGAGCUGGUCGCCGAGGCCUCGGGGUGUUGAGAGACUCCAGUGUGGGGCAGUUGCUGGCCCUCUGGUUGGCCAUGGAGCCGGUGGCAUGCAGGAGACCUGAGCGCUGGAUGUGCCCAGCAGGGUCCUCAGUGUGGCCCAGCAGCAGGAGGAUGUGGGCUCUGGUGACAAGAGUGCCGGGUUCAAGCGUUGGAGCGUCCCUCGUCAUCUGUACAGGCCUCCCGGAGCAGUACUACAGCCUUACCUGGUUCCUGAGCCCCAUCCUCGGCCUCGUGUUCACGCCCAUCAUCGGCUCCGCCAGCGACCGCUGCACCCUGAGCUGGGGCCGCCGGCGGCCCUUCAUCCUCGCCCUGUGUGUCGGCGUGCUCUUCGGCGUGGCUCUCUUCCUCAACGGCUCUGCCAUCGGUCUGUCCCUCGGCGAUGUCCCCAACCGGCAGCCCAUUGGCAUCGUCCUCACAGUGCUGGGGGUGGUCAUCCUGGAUUUCAGUGCCGAUGCGACCGAGGGCCCCAUCCGGGCCUACCUGCUGGAUGUGGUGGACAGCGAGGAGCAGGACAUGGCCCUUAACAUCCAUGCCUUCUCUGCAGGCCUCGGCGGGGCUAUCGGCUACGUGCUGGGGGGGCUGGACUGGACCCAGACCUUCUUGGGCGCCUGGUUCCGGACACAGAACCAGGUGCUCUUCUUCUUUGCGGCCAUCAUCUUCGUGGUGUCGGUGGCCCUGCACCUGUUCAGCAUCGAGGAGGAGCAGUACAGCCCCCAGCAGGAGCGGGCCGGGGAGGCGGCCGACGCCCUGCCCCCCACCGCCCGCGGGAACGUUCUGGAUGGUGGCGUCACCUUGUUCCCGGAGCACGAGCUCACGCUGGACUGCCUGAGCGUGGACAUGGUGCGCAGCAAGAGCGACUCCGUGUUGCACGUGCCCGACGCCGCCCUGGACCUGGAGCCCGAGCUGCCCUUCCUGCCCGACAUCGAACCCUCCAUCUUCCACGACGGCUCGUACCCCGGCACCCCCUGCAGUACCAGCCAGGAGCUCACCAGAGCCAGGCCGCCCCGCCUGGCCUCACUGCUCAGGGAAACCGCGAAAGAGGACGAGACGCUGCUCGAUAAUCACUUGAACGAAGCCAAAGUCCCCAACGGAAGUGGCUCUCCCCCGAAAGACGGCCCCGUCGGCUACACCAGGGUAGACGUGAAGCCCUCCGCCGCGUCCGGCUCCAUGAGGCGGCGAAGGCACAUGUUCCGCCGGCAGGCCUCCAGCACCUUCUCCUACUACGGCAAGAUCGGGUCCCACCGCUACCGCUACCGGCGGGCCAACGCCGUGGUCCUCAUCAAGCCCUCGCGCAGCAUGAGCGACCUGUACGAGCUGCAGAAGCGGCAGCGGCAGCGCUGUCGGCACCGCAACCAGAGCGGGGCCACCACCUCGAGCGGGGACACGGAGAGCGAGGAGGGCGAGAGCGAGACCAGCGUGCGGCUGCUCUGGCUGUCCAUGCUGAAGAUGCCCAAGGAGCUGACGCGGCUCUGCCUCUGCCACCUGCUCACCUGGUUCUCCGUCAUCGCCGAGGCCGUCUUCUACACCGACUUCAUGGGCCAGGUCAUCUUUGAAGGGGACCCCAAGGCCCCCUCCAACUCGACUGCCUGGCAGGCCUACAACGCUGGCGUGAAGAUGGGCUGCUGGGGCCUGGUUAUUUACGCGGCCACCGGUGCCAUUUGCUCAGCCCUGUUGCAGAAGUACUUGGACAACUACGACCUGAGCAUCAGGGCCAUCUACGUGCUGGGGACGCUGGGCUUCUCCAUCGGCACGGCCGUCAUGGCCAUGUUUGCCAACGUCUAUGUCGCCAUGGUCAUGAUCAGCACCAUGGGCAUAGUCUCCAUGAGCAUCUCCUACUGCCCCUACGCCCUGCUCGGGCAAUACCAUGACAUCAAGGAGUAUGUCCACCACAGCCCUGGGAACUCCAAGCGUGGCUUUGGCAUAGACUGCGCCAUCCUGUCCUGCCAGGUGUACAUCUCCCAGAUCCUGGUAGCGUCUGGCCUCGGGGGCGUGGUUGACGCCGUUGGGACCGUGCGCGUCAUCCCCAUGGUGGCCUCCGUGGGCUCUUUCUUGGGCUUCCUGACAGCCACAUUCCUGGUAAUCUACCCAGAGGUGUCGGAAGAGGCCAAGGAGGAGCAGAAAGGCCUGUCUUCCCAGCCGUCAGGUGACGGUGGGGACGGCAGCCAGAAGCCCACCAUCCUGACGCUGUCCCAGAAGGAGGGCCUGCAGGGGCUGGUGGAGACGGAGUCCAUGGUAUAUUAUUCUGCAUGUUUUUAAAUUAUAAGCCAGAUUUACAGUAGACGCAAGCAGUUUAGAGAAAAAUACGAUUUCAUUUCCGAGGUUAUAACCGAAAUCAGAAGUACGUACUGCCCUUCGCUGCCUGCUGUCCGAGCCCUUCAGGCGGCGGCCGUAGCCAGUGACUGAGCCUCCCUGCACCUUGUGGGACACCUGCAGGCACGUGCUGUCGGGCCUCACGUUUUGUUGGUGCUGUGUUAUCAGAGAGUAUUUUUAUCAUUAUUUUAGAAAAAAAAAUUUUUUCUUUCAAAACUGGUUUUCUUAGAAGAAACAGCGUUUCUUCUUUUCCUCAGAGAUUCUGACAGAUGGCGCGUGGGGCAGGCCUGCCUCUGGGCAGCGGGAGGUGGCGGCCGCCCCCACCCAGCACCAAGAGGAGGCAGGGUCCCAGGGACGCCGUGGGCGGGAGCGGGUGAGCUGAGGGUG